Molecule: messenger RNA, 468 nt
Organism: Dictyostelium discoideum AX4
Lineage: Eukaryota; Evosea; Eumycetozoa; Dictyosteliales; Dictyosteliaceae
Exons: 2
Coding region: 1-468 (155 amino acids)
Source: RefSeq, a predicted model, not a curated record
AUGAAAUCGAAUUUAUUUAUUAUAACAUUAAUUAUUUGUUUAUUAUCAUCAACUGUCUAUUGUGAUGAUGAAUCACCAUAUAUUUACUUGAAAUAUUUCUUUUGUAGACAAACUUGUAGUAGUUCUUGUCCAAGAGGAAUUUUUGAAGGUGAAAGCACAAAAUUUCUUAGAAAUGAUAUUAAAGUUUCAGAAAAUCGUUGGAAUGGUGUAAUGUAUAUGCAAUUUAAAUAUAUUUCAGAAAAUAAAACAGUUUUAGUAGAAGGUAAUGAAAGAUAUGUUGAAUCAUUCACUUAUCCAAUUGUAAAUAAUACAUUAAAUCCAGAUAAUGAAAAUUGUAUUUUAUUAGCAAAUAAUAGAACUUUUACUGAUGAAUGUUUUGCAUUCUUAGUUUGUAAUAAUUCCCAAAUAAUAACUUCAAAUUUUAUUUUAAUAUUUUUAAUAUCAACAAUAAUGUUUUUAAUUUUUUAA